GAAAGCCCUUCUGUUAAUUUUUGAUUGGAGGUGAGGCAAUCAAGUGCUUAGGUCACACAAUUUAUAAGGGGGAACUCUCUCUUAGGUUCAGAUGGGUUGCUUGAACAAAUGUGAGAGUGCCUCCUUAAAUUUUGCAUCUUGGGCUCCACGCUAGCCUUAUUGCUGUCCACUCAGCAUUGACUAACUCUCUCAAAUUCUCUUCCCACUCUGGGUAGUAGGCCAGUCAUCUGUUAUGUCACUGUGGUCUCUACUCAGCACCCUGAUCUUGGGCCGUGGCUCUGUCCUCCUCCUUCUGGUCUACCUGUUUAGACUAAGUGUGCGGCUCUGGCAUAGGACUCAGCUUUGGGACCUCCAGCACUGCUCCACAGAUCUAACUGGGAAGACGGCAGUGGUGACUGGGGCCAACAGUGGUAUCGGAAGGGUUGUGUCCCAGGAGCUGGCCCGCCGUGGGGCCAGGGUGAUCCUUGCCUGCCGUAACCGAAAGCGUGGACAGCAAGCCUUGGCUGAGAUACAAGCAGCCUGUAAGGACGCCUGCCUUCUGCUCUGGGAUGUAGACAUGAGCUCUAUGGCCUCCAUCCGGAGCUUUGUCCGGUUGCUUCUACAAGAGUGUCCUGAGAUACACCUGCUGGUGAACAAUGCUGCAGUCUGUGGAAUCCCUACGACACUAACCCCAGAGGGCCUUGACCUCACCUUUGCCACCAAUUAUGUUGGGCCCUUUCUGCUCACAAAUCUACUGCAAGGAGCGCUACAACGGGCAGGGUCAGCUCGGGUGAUAAAUAUUUCUUCCGCUUGGCAAACACAUGGGUACUUUGAUGAGGAACAUCUGACAGGGGCUGGUGGACCUUUGACCUUCAACCAAAACUAUUACUGCAGCAAACUGCUUUUGACCUCAAUCACUGGGGAAUUUGCUCGGAGACUUCAAGGGACAGGUGUGACUGUGAAUUCUGUGGAACCAGGCUAUGUGUACACGGACAUCAUGAGGCAAUUACCGUGGUAUUUCCGCUUCUCCUUCUGGAUCUCCAGCUUCUUCAUUAAGGAUCCUAUAGAAGGUGCAAACCCAGUUCUCUACCUGAGCUUGGCAAAGGAGCUAGACGGUGUUUCUGGAAAAUAUUUUAGCAGUUCCUGUGUGAUAACUUCUCCCCCUGAAGCUGCUCAGGAUCCUCAGAUGGCCCAAAGCCUCUGGAAUACCUCAGUCAAACUAGCAAACCUAAACAAGACUGACUGAUCCUCUAAGACCCACAAUCUAGAGUUCUUCAACAUUAUUUCCUUUGAGUUUGUAUGCUUUUGUGCUUUAAUUAUAUUGCUAUUUUGUUAAUAUCACAAAUCAGAUAUAUUGCUAUUAUUUAUAGAGUUGAAAUUUGUGUAGCUUUACCUAUAUGUUUAAUAUUUUCUUUGUUCAUUCUUCUUUCUUGUGUCUCAGAUCUUCCAUCUGGGGUUAUUUUCCUUCUAUUCAAAGUACAUUCUUUAAAAGUCCCUUUAAUGAGGAUUUGUGGAAGACAGAAUUCUAAGAUGCCCCUAAGAUUCAUACCCUCUGUGUAUACAUUCUGUGUAAUCUUCUCCCCUUGAGUGUGAGCAGAACUAGUGAAUAUGAUGACAUUUCAUGCCUGUGAUUAUGUUAUAUACCUGAAAAGUGGGAUUUUGCUGAAGUAAUUAAAGUUCGUAAUCAGUUGG
Messenger RNA from Pipistrellus kuhlii (Kuhl's pipistrelle), 1671 nucleotides. Its product is annotated as retinol dehydrogenase 12. The transcript is spliced from 6 exons. Lineage: Eukaryota; Metazoa; Chordata; Mammalia; Chiroptera; Vespertilionidae. Bases 233 to 1225 code for a protein of 330 amino acids. The record is from RefSeq and is a predicted model, not a curated record.